AAUCCGUUUAGUAUUUUAUUUUAUGUAUCUAAUAGUAUUUUAUAAUUUAUAAUUUAUGUUUGUAUUUUUUAAUAUAUUAGUAUCAUUUUUAUGAAUUUUAAGUUAAUAAUUAAUGUGUAAUAUUUUAAUUUUUAUGUAGUUUAAUAUUUUUAUAUAUUUAAAUUUUUAUCAUAAUUUUUUUAUUAGGGGAUUCUCCGCCCCAUCUCCAAUGAAAAAUAAGCGAAGAUGAGAAUUAAAAUCCUUAAUAGGGAUGAAGAUAGGGGAGCACUCCCCGCCAAUUCCCUGCCCUUUGUGCCACAUCUCAUAUUUUAAAUUUAUGCAUCAAUGUCUUUUUUCACCAAAUAAAAAAAGGUUCAAAUAAGAAAUCUAAAAAAAUUAGUUGCAGUUUAAGGCACCUUGUAUUUUGGUGCCAUGCUCGGCCCCUAUUCAAAUAAAGGAGUUGAUAUGUGCACAUAUGAAUUAUAUACAAUAUUAGCAUACUUAUUUGAGAAAUUUUUAACAAGUGGAUCCAUCAUAAAUAAAAUGAUUGAUUUAAGUGCCACACCAUAUAGGUUUGUCAAGUUUGUGUUUGAUUUAACAAUGCACAUCAUUGAUGUUAGACGAAAGUAUUAACUAUGCUAACCAAAACAACGACGUGAGAUACUCCUUCGAUCUUAGACAAAUGGUAACUAGAACUGAACUAAUUAAUCUUGGAUGUUAGGGGAUAAGUUCACUUGGUUUCAAAAGUCUUCGAGUACCCAUAGUGGUACCUCGGUUAAGUGAGCUCAGCUUGAUAGAGCUAUGGCCUCUACCUAUUGGAGAAUUAUGUUCCCUAAUACUAUAGUGGAGCUUCUUACAGUGAGUAAAUCAGAUUACAGAUCGAUUCUUCUAGUGGAUAUUAUAGCCCCUCUAAUUAGUCCUUAUGAUAUAUUCAGGAUCACGGGUUGUAGGGAUUUUAGUGGAUAUUAUAGCCUCUCUACCUCGUCUUCUAGUGAUUAUGAAAUGAAUUUUGAGAAUCUUGUCCAUAAGAAGGAAAAGAAGAGGCUGACCAUCUCGGAGGUCCCAUCAGACGCAGAAGUGGAGCCCCCAAAGAGGUCCAAGAAGACUACGGCUAACAAGAAGCGAGCCUCCCAACCUGCUAACCUUGAGGUUCUUGAGACUGAGAAUCAGGAUCCAAUCCCUCCUUCUGCCCCCGCAAGUACUGGCGAGCCUAUUCCCAAUGCAACCCAAGCCUUCGCCUCUUCGAGCCAAGCCCUCAAAACUUUACCUGUCGAGGCUGGAAAAACUGGCCCAGAGUACACUGCAGAGUUUGGUGCAAUAUGCUGGCGUCACUUCAAGUCUUUCCUCCCCCAUGAAUGGAAUUUAAUCAAUCAUGGGGAUUUGGGGAAUAUGCUUACAAGGAGUUUGUCUCACAGUCUUUCGGUAAAUUUCCUUACCUUUAUUUGCUCACUUCUCUUCUUUUUUCUUUUCUUUCCGUCAAAAUACUUAUGUAUUUUUGUUGGUUGGUUUCUAGACAUCUUUUAUUUCUUUUGUGGCCCAGCAACGAGGCAUGGACAAGAUCAAGUACCUGGAGGGUGAGAUCCAGAACUUGAUAGGCUAGCGCGAGGUUGUGACUAAGCAGUGGAAUGAUGCCCAACUGGAGAUUAAUCGCCUUACUAAAGAUGCCGAAAAGUUGAAGAAGAGCCUUGAGCCCAAGCUUGAAGCUGCCAAGAAGGAGGCAAAGGACAAGACCGAUGAAUGCCAGAAACUCAAAGGGGAACUCGAUGUAGCUAAGGUAACGCUUGAUGGGAAAGAGGCCGAAACCAUUGAACGAUGCAACGUUGUUGGCCUUCGUACCAUUUAUCAAGCUUGGAUGGAAAAUCCGAGAUGAAUACGAGUUUCUUGGAAGAUUCUGAGGAGGAAAUCCUUUCUUUCUGCGAGAAGACUAAAAAGGAGGAAGAGGAUGCUGAGGCAGCAACAGAAGAAGAACUAUCCAAGUCUCCUACUAUGUAGGCUUGGUUUUUAUUAAUUUUUAUUUUAUUUAGGCAAAUGCCCUUAAGGCCGAGACAAUGGUUUGCCCCUUGUAGCACUUUUGUAAAGACAACUUUGCAAGGUUGGAUGGCCAACUUUACUUUUAUUUUAUCUUUAUUGAAUGCCUUGUACUUUUAUAUUUGAACUUAAUAUAUGUUUGUUUGCUUGCGUUUUCA
Molecule: messenger RNA, 2165 nt
Organism: Cannabis sativa
Lineage: Eukaryota; Viridiplantae; Streptophyta; Magnoliopsida; Rosales; Cannabaceae
Exons: 2
Coding region: 781-1557 (258 amino acids)
Source: RefSeq, a predicted model, not a curated record